Messenger RNA from Musa acuminata subsp. malaccensis (wild Malaysian banana), 4048 nucleotides. NCBI's taxonomy places the organism in Eukaryota, Viridiplantae, Streptophyta, Magnoliopsida, Zingiberales, Musaceae. The record is from RefSeq and is a predicted model, not a curated record.
UCUUAUUGACCCAUUAAAUGAAUUAUAUGCGUCACGUUCAGACUGAUCAGUCCAUGGUAUGAUCAGCUACGGCCCGACCAACACUCCAAUUCCGUGUUAUACCAUCUUCCAAAGGCCCGCCGUUUCAGUUCCCACUCAUUCAUCGGACAGGAGUCACGUUACGUCAUUUGGAAGACUGUGAAGUCAGAUGAGUCGUCUUCCAUGAUCUUUCUUCCAUGGACUUCGAGUGCACGUCAUCUGAACUGGAGGAAUCUGUUGCAGUUUGCACCGGCAGCAGCACCUCACCUUGUCUUCAUAAGCUGCUGAGAACUCCCUCUUGCACCACACAGACCACAGAGCUUAGCUACAAUGGAGUCCCCGUCGUUUCUUGCUUUCCUGCACCUGUUGUUCUCCCUUCUCCUAGCUCUCCCACUGGCUCAAGCUUCUCCAAUGUCCCAAGCACAUGCUCUCCUCCACUGGAAAUCCUCUCUCCGAGGCCCAACACCAAGAGCUCUGCAGUCCUGGAACAUUGACACACACAACACCACCACCGCCAGCCCAUGCCACUGGUUUGGGAUCACGUGCACCAAUGGGCUAGUCACCAACGUGAGCGUCCUGCGAGCUGGCCUGGCCGGCACGCUCGACACACUCGACUUCACCGCCCUCCGAUCCCUCACCGUCCUCCGCCUCCGCCGCAACUCGCUCUUCGGCGCCAUCCCCGCCGCCAUCGCCAACCUCUCCAGCCUCGCCGAUCUCGAUCUCUCCCACAAUCGCUUCUCCGGCGAGCUCCCUGCCUCACUGGCAGUCCUCUCCGGCCUCGUGAAGCUCGACCUUUCUGCCAACCAAGUGGGUGGCAAACUCUCAUCGGCGGCCGUCGCCAACUGGACCAGGCUGACACACCUACAGCUUCAAUUCAAUCGACUCACUGGAACCAUUCCCGACGAGAUCCGGUACUUAUCCAACCUUCGUGUUCUUCGUCUCUACAAGAAUCGAUUAAGUGGCUCCAUACCACAUCAAGUUGGUGAGCUUACGAACCUGGUUGUGCUAAAUCUGAACACCAAUAACCUGACAGGCUCUAUUCCUCCAUCUAUAGCCAAUCUAACAAAGAUAAACUCCAUCUCUCUCUACCAUAACACUUUGUCUGGUCCCAUUCCUUCUUGCCUUGGAAACUUGUCACAGCUCAAACUCCUGUACCUCCUCAACAACGGCAUCAAUGGUCCAAUUCCUCAUGAAUUCGGCAAUCUGGUCAACAUGGAGGAUCUCAGGCUGUCAGAGAAUCUCUUAACAGGCACCAUCCCUUCUAGUUUAGGGAACCUAACAAAUGUAGAGACUCUGUACAUCUACAUGAACGAGCUAUCUGGGCCAAUACCACCAGUUCUUGGGAGACUGUCCAUGCUUAAAUCUUUGUCAUUGAACUUUAAUCAACUCUCAGGAACCAUUCCUCAUGCACUAGGAAAUUUGCUGAGCCUGGAAGAUCUGGUAGUCUCCAAGAAUCAGUUAUCUGGUCUGGUUCCCCCAUCUUUUGGCAACCUGACGAGGCUGACAGACCUGGAGAUCUUCCAGAAUCAGCUCUCAGGUCCUUUGCCUCAAGAACUAGCGAACCUCACCAACAUCUCUCAGCUGCAGUUGAGUAGCAACGACUUCUCAGGCCCUUUACCUCCAGAUGUAUGCAAGGGAGGAAAACUCGAGUAUUUCAGCGCGAAUGAAAACCAUUUCGAUGGUCCGAUAUCGAGAAGCUUGAGGAACUGCACCAGUCUGGUAAGGCUUCAACUGAGCAAUAACCAUCUCACAGGUGAUGUCUCCCAAGUCUUCGGAGUGUACCCUAAUCUGGACUUUAUUGAUCUAAGCGACAAUAGAUUCUCCGGCGAACUCUCGACGAACUGGGUCAAGUGUCCAAACUUGGCCACUCUGCACAUGUCAGGCAACAUGAUCACAGGAAGAAUACCUCCCCAGUUUGGCAACAUAACUCAGUUGGCAUCACUUGAUCUAUCUUCUAAUCAGAUAGUUAGAGAGGUGCCAAAGCAACUGGGUGGUUUAACUUUGCUGCUGAAUCUGAAUCUAAGCAAUAACCUAUUGUCAGGGAGAAUACCAUCAGAGAUCGGAAACUUGUCUAGCUUAGCCACUCUUGAUCUCUCUAACAACCACCUUACUGAGACCAUACCCAUGCAAAUAGGGCAGUGCCUUAGACUCCUUGACCUGAGGUUGAGUGCAAAUGAGCUGAAUGGAAGCAUUCCUCUGGAGAUUGGGAGGCUAGUGAACAUCCAAGAGAUGCUUGACCUCAGUCAUAAUUCUCUCACAGGGACCAUCCCAAGUGACAUUGGCAGGCUUGAUAAGCUGGAAAACCUGAACCUCUCUCACAAUGGACUUUCCGGUCCCCUUCCAUCGAGCUACAGUGACAUGCAAAGCUUGUUAACCUUUGAUGUGUCGUACAACAACUUGGAAGGGCCAAUUCCUGAGAAUCGAUUCUUGCGGAAUGCGCAGGUAGAAUGGUUUGAGCACAACAAAGGCUUGUGCGGCAAAGUGCUUCAUUUAUCUCCAUGUCCACAACCUGCAAGCCGCCAUGGUUCAAACAAGCGCCACAAAAUAGUUCUUGCAAGUGUGCUUCCUCCAGUGGUGCUUCUUUUCCUCGUGAUUCUACUCGGAUUGAUCAUUACACUCCGCGUUCGACGGAAAAAUUUGAAGGAAAACAACACGGAAGCCUCCGCUAAGGAUCUACUUUCUGCGUUGGAUUUUGAUGGAAAGGUUCUGUAUGAUGAAAUCGUCGAAGCCACAGAAAACUUUGAUGAGAAGUACUGUAUUGGGGUGGGAGGAUAUGGCAGUGUCUACAAAGCACAGCUCCGUACAGGCCAGGUAGUAGCUGUUAAGAAGCUUCAUUCUUUAGACGAUGAGAGAGGCUUCAGGAGUGAGAUUGAGGCCCUGACCAAGAUACGGCAUCGUAACAUCGUGAGGUUUUAUGGCUUCUGCUCUCAUGCUCGGUGCAUGUUUCUCAUCUAUGACUACAUUGAGAAGGGCAACUUAUCGACCAUUCUGAGCAGUGAAGAAGUAGCCAUCGAACUGGACUGGAGUAAGAGAGUAUGCCUCAUCAAGGAUGUGGCCAAUGCUUUGUCCUACAUGCACCAUGAUUGCAGUCCGCCUGUCGUGCACCGAGACAUAUCGAGCAAGAACAUUCUGCUGGAUUCAGAGCUCAAGGCUCGUGUUGCAGACUUUGGCAUUGCAAGGUCAGUGAAUCCGGAUUCGUCGAAUUGGAGUGAGCAUGCAGGCACACCCGGAUACAUGGCACCAGGUAAAAAAUCCCUAUAAGAACAUCUUAAUUUUCUGCUGAGCAUGUUGUCUAAGAUACGAUGUGGCUACCUGAAUCUUCUCCUCUGAUCAUGCUGCAGAGCUUUCUUACACCAUGAAGAUCACCGAGAAGCAUGAUGUGUAUAGCUUUGGCGUGGUGAUUCUGGAAGUGCUGCAAGGGAGGCAUCCUGGGGAGCUCAUCUCCGCUCGGCCAUCAGAUGGUCAAAAUAUAUUGCUCAUGGAUCUACUGGACCAACGUAUCCCACUCCCAAAACCGGAGGAAUCAAAUGCUGUGAUGUUGGCUGCAAAGCUUGCGCUACAAUGCAUCAGCAUCAGACCGCAGUCUCGACCAAGCAUGCAACAUGUAUCUCAAGCACUUGAUGCUGGCAAGGUUGAAGCUACUCGGCAGCCUUUUCACACAGUUCAAUUGCAUCAGUUGAUGAGGUUCACAUGAAAUAAAGCAUUGGAAGAUUGCAAGCAUGACAGAACUUUGGCAUUUUUAUACUAGCAUAUAUAUGUAGAUUUUCUUCGCUUUGCAUGUAUAUCAUACAUUGUAAGGGUCAGUUGCAUGGAAGAUUUGGGAUUUUUAUUCCUUGAUAUACAUUGUAAGGGUCAUUUUUAUACUACAAUCACAAUGCAUCACUUUGCAUGAUCACAUGGAACUUUGGCAUUUUUAUUCCGUGCAUGUCUCAUCUAUUAUCAUGUUUUACCAUAUGUAAGUAUGAUCCAAAAUAAAUGCAACAAAAUAUUACCUCAGAUAAACCAAGUGCAAAUUAUUUGUAUUUUCUCU